This is a messenger RNA of Oncorhynchus keta (chum salmon), 4010 nucleotides long. RefSeq lists its product as uncharacterized. Gene Ontology annotation, biological process: DNA integration. The coding region runs from base 166 to 1518 and encodes 450 amino acids. The transcript is spliced from 7 exons. Lineage: Eukaryota; Metazoa; Chordata; Actinopteri; Salmoniformes; Salmonidae. Gene Ontology annotation, molecular function: nucleic acid binding. The record is from RefSeq and is a predicted model, not a curated record.
CCCUUCUCUGAAUACCAGGGCAACAUGCGAAUCUUUCCUUCGUUGAUUAAUUCUUUAGCUAGUUCUUCUUUUGUCCUAUUUGUUUGCACGUAAGUCGGUUUCUCCUUCCAUUAUAUAAUUUGGCUUGCAUAUUUUACGUAGUUUGAGGUUCAUUUCGCUGCAGAGAUGUUGAGUGUGGACUCGUUGCAAGUGGUGGCUGAAGAGGAGGUGGUGGAGUCGAGCUCAAACCGCUUGGGUGACAUCUACACGUUUGUGGCCGAGGGCUGCUACCCCCAGACAAUGAAUCCCAUACGAAAGAAGAAUCUCAAAAGAUAUGCUCAGAAAUUCAUCAUUGAUGAAGGUCGACUGUACUAUGUGGGGCCCAAGAAGGAGGAGAAGCGAGAGGUUGUGAUUGAAGCUGAACGUAAGCGGCAGAUAUUCCUUGAGUGCCACUUUAAUGACAUUGGUCAUCACCUGGGACAGAAGAAGACUGUUCACAGGAUCCAGAGCAAGUAUUACUGGCUGGGUAUUGUAAAAGAUGUCGUGGACUGGGUAUGUUUGUCUAUUUGGAGUUCAGUGUACAGCUUGGAGGCAUACAUUCAUUAUUCUUACAAAUUGUGCAAUUGUCUGUCUCAGAUAAAGGUAUGUGAAACCUGUCAACACACAGAGAGGAACAAAAACAUGACAAGGACUGUUCGGCCAAUCAAAGUGGAUGCUCCCUGGGAAAUUCUAGGGAUUGAUAUAUUUGGGCCUUUCCAAAAAACACAGCAAGGUAAUUCCAGCGUGGUAAUCGUCACAGAUUACUUCAGCAAGUGGGUGGAGGCGUUUCCCAUUCAAAAAAGAGAUGCCCUCUCUGUUGCCAGAUGUAUAUCUACAUCCAUUUUCAGGUUUGGAGCAGCAAAAACAGUUAUCUCCACACAAAGCGUUGACUUUUGUGACGAGGUGACAAAGCACCUCUGUAACAGGUGGAAUGUAGUGCAGAGAGUGUCUGCUGUAGAGUUGAACCCGCUACACGACCACAGCAGUGGACUACUGAAGGAAGCCAUCAUACAGGUGGUGGCAGAGAAGCAGGCAGAGUGGGACGAUUUCCUGGACCCUGUCUUAUGUCUGUUUAGGACGACCAUCAACCCCACAACAAAGUUCACACCCUAUUCACUCAUGUUUAAUAGGAAAACUAUUUUACCUAGUGAGACCGACCAAGAGACGGAUUUGUAUCACUCAAAGGAAGAGGCCUCGGCGUGUAUGACAGUGAUGCAAGAGCAGCAGAACUCUGUAAAGCAACUGGUGAUUGCCAACAUGAAUGCGGCGUACAAACAGGAGAAGAAGAAUGCCAAGAGAAGAGCUCGGAACAUGCCCUCCAUUACCUUCAAAGUCACAGACCCAUUGUUUGGCUCGGGUGAGUCGUCCUCCCAGAAGAAACUGAAACGGAGCAUUUACCUGUCUUUCCCGGUGGAAACGGUCCUUGCCACUGAGCAAUGCAGCUCUGAUGACAAAAAGAGUGACUUGGAAUACCCCCUGCCGAUUUCUGAUGCGCAUUGAGGCCUACUAUGCUGGGGGUUAUAGUAUACAAGGAACAUAAUUGAGAAGCAUACAGUGGUUGUAUUAAUGGAUCAACAAUACCUCUUGCUUCAGUGGUAUGAUGGAGACAUGAUGUCCUCAUAAGAUGCUUCAUCUCAGAGAGAAGAUUGGUGAACAUGGAGGCACUGGAAUCAAGAAGCCUGACCAAAAAUAUUGCUAAGAAAUUAUAUUGGGUUGGACAUAUGUCCAAAUACAUAGAUUUUCCCAGUCAGUGCCUGGUGGAUUUGUGGUCUAGUCAUUGAUAUUGUGAGGCAUGUAGGUGCUAAAGGGCAUUUUUUUGCAAAGAUGUGAAUGAAAUGAGCAUGUUCACUAUCCUAUCAUGUAGGAUACACCUUUCUCCAACUCUGUUAAAAAUGUGAAGUUGUAUUGACAUCAUGGAGCAGGGUAUGUGCACUUGGGGUCAGCAUCAGUUUUUUGUGGCCACACUUAGAAUACUUUGUCUUCACAAUCAGUCAUUCAUUCAUAGUUCUUUGAAUUUCGGGUCUGCUACAUGCUUUAGGGAAGGACUUUAAAUAACUAGUUAAGGUCCAUAUCAAAUGAUGGCAUUUGGUUUAUUGCUGUGCAUGGAUUCAAUAUUCCCGAUAUCCCCAACAUUCUAUUGACCAGUGCAACCUUGAAGAAAUGUGGAUGGAAAAGCACAAUAGAGUUCUAAAGUAAAAACAAUGUAUUUUAAAAUAAGCUAACACAAAACAAAUCAACCUUUUAAUCUAUAAAGGUGCAAUAUCCAGAAAUCGUUCCAAAAAUUCUAAUAGUUAACCUAAUUUUAGUUUUUGACAAAACAAACAAUGUUUGGUGUAGAGCAGGGCUCCCCCAUUGAUGGCCCCGGGGCCAAGUCUGGCCCCCCAAAUGAAUUCUGAAUAUUUUUUUCCCCCAUAAAAAAUACUUCAUCUCGGACCCGAGAUUCAAAAACUCUCAAAUGUAAUGUCGCAAGAAGGAAGUUACCUUAACUCAGUAAUGUAAAAGUUACAUUUUACCUUCAUUCAUGAGGAUAGAAAUAUACUAAUUAUGUUCUGGACCGCCGAAUAUUAGUUCAGAAACAAAAUUGGCUUAGAGUCAAACCUAGUUGACGAACUCUGAUGUUGAGAAACAUUGUACCAUCUAAAUCUCUGAAAUAGAUUUUCAAUAACCAAAAAUAAUGUAUUUUCAGCUGUUUGUACCUGGUGUACAAAAACCGAUAGUAAAAAAACAAAAAUGACACUAAAGCAUAGAUAUAGUUAACAUAGAACAGAUCUACCGCUUAGCAUAGACUGUAAAAGGUAUUGGCAAAGUCAUCGAUUACAUCACGGCAUAUUUUGUAUGGGAACGCUCAGUGGCACAUUUUGAAGACCAGAAAGCAUUGUUGAUGUGUGCGCUAUCUUGUUUCAUGGAAGAGUUUUUGGAACAUCGCAUGCGCCGUUUGAGAUAGUCCAGGAAGUGACGUCACAAGCUCCGACAGUCUGAAAGGACAACAUUCCAUCACGUAGAGUUUAGGCAAACUGCUGGUAGUUCAGAUGUAUGGUCAUAGGCCAACUGCAUGCAAGAGCUGUCUAUGUGCCAGAGGCAGCUUUUGUUUCUGUCAGUGAGAGCUACAUAACUCUUCGAUCUGCUUCGGUCUAUGGCUCAAGCCAACUCUAUGUGCAUGAGUAAAAAUCUUGUAAGUUGGGGAGAGGAUAUCAUGCACCACCACGACUAGCGGUACAAAAGGCAAUUGUUUAAAUAAAAUGUUAUUGGUCACAUACCCAUGUUAUUGCGGAUGUAGCGAAAUGCUUGUUUCUAGCUCCAUCAGUGCAGUAAUAUCUAACAAGUAAUAUCGAACAAUACACACAAAUCUAAGUAAAGGAAUGGAAUUAAGAAUAUAUAAAUAUUUGGAUGAGCAAUGUCAGCGGCACAGACUAAGAUACAGUAGAAUAGGACAGAAUACAGUAUAUGGGUCAUUCUUUGGCUUGGGUAAUAUUUCAGUCCCUCUGACUUUUAUAUUAUAUUUCAAAUAUUGGGUCACCAAAAUGAAAUGUUAAGAUUUUGUAUAUAAAUUUAAAUGUCCAGUAUAAAUGCAUUUAAAUAAAGAAUGAAUUUAAACUUUUUAUUUAAUAAAUCUUAUUUUUUUAACUGACACUAAUAAUUGUGUCAUGUCCCCCUGACACACCCUGAUCUGUUUUACCUGUCCUUGUGAUUGUCUCCACCCCCUCCAAGUUCACCCAUCUUCCCUAUAACCCUUAGUGUAUUUAUACCUGUAUUCUCAGUUUGUCCAGCCUUUUUCCAAGCUCCUGUUUUUUCUAGUCUCUCUUUUCUAGUUCUGACCUUUUGCCUGCCCUGACACUGAGCCCGCCUGCCUUACCAUUCUGCCUGCCCCUGACCUCGAGCCUGCCUGCCGCCCUGUACCGUUUGGACUCUAACUUGGUUAUGAACUCUUGCCUGUCCUCGACCUGCCUCUUGCCUGCCCCUCGUUGUUCAAUAAAUAAACCAUCUGCCUCCUG